Molecule: messenger RNA, 7734 nt
Organism: Prorocentrum cordatum
Lineage: Eukaryota; Dinophyceae; Prorocentrales; Prorocentraceae
Source: the annotation of a GenBank genome assembly
AUGCUGCCCAGCGAUGGGUCUCCAGGUGGCCGCAGCCCGCUCGGCUCCGCGGGCAUCCACGGAGCGGCCAGCGGUGCAGAGGAGGUGUCGCGGCUGCAGGCUCGGGUGGCGCACCUCGAAGGCGAGCAGGAGAGGCGGAUCAAAUUGGAGAAGUUGCUGGAGGUGCAGACGGUCCAGGUGGACUUGCAGAAAGAGCUGCGGGUCAAGACCGAAAGCUUGCUGCAGGUGGAGCAGCAGACGAGCUCCAAGCUUCGGCAACAGGUAGACGAGAUGCGGCGGGCCCCCGCCUCGUCUGGCGAGCAGUCGCCGAGCCAGGCGCGGCGGCAGAUCGAAUACCGGUUUGCCCAGGCGCAGGAGCACAUCCAUGCGCUGGAGCAGCAGCUCGCCAACGCCAGCCCGGAGUCCACCAACGCCGACAUCGCCCUGCAGAAGCAGCUCGCGGAGCAGGAGGCGCUGAUCAAGCAGCUGCGGGAGCAGAUGGAGGCGAAGGCGCCGGCCGGGGCCCCCGCGGGCGACGCCGUGCGGCUGCAGCUGCUGCUGCAGAGCCGCGACAAGCACCUCGACGAGCUGACGCAGUCGGUGCGGAAGGCCCAGAACGAGGCCGCGGAGGCCCAGUCAGAGGCGGAGGUGCUCAGGAACCAAGUCAGGGUCUUGAAGAAGGAGGUGUCCCAGCGCGCAGAGGAGAUGGAGCGCCAGCUUCACACUGAGCGCUCCGUGCGCGCCGAGGGCUUCCAGCUGAAGGCCAAGCUGGACCAGCUCGCGGAGCAGAACAGGGAGGAGACCCGGCGGGCCGCCGGGUUCGCGGACACUGCGCGGGAGGUUGAGGACGCGAGGAGGCGCAUCGAAACGCUGGAACAGCAGCUCGCUGAGGAGAAGGCCGCCUCCGGCCGCGAGCGCGAACAGCUCGCCGCCGAGGUCCAGAGCCGCCUGGGCGCGAAGGACAAGGCCAUGAGGCACCAGACCUCCACCAUCGAAGCCCUGAACAGGGAGCUGAAGGAGAAGCAGGCUGAGAUAGAGCGGCUCGUCCGGGCCUGCGGUGGCGAGGCCGCGGAGCCCAGCGCGCCCCGCGAGCCCGCGGCUGCCCGGGUGCUCCCGCCCCUCGGCGCGCCCUCGCCGCGCGGCGACGAGGCCCAGGGCGCGGCGAGGUCGACGGAGUCGCUGCAGCGUCAGAUCAAGGCCAAAGACGCGAAGAUCGCGAAGCAGUCGGAGAAGGUCCAGAUACUCACCGAGAUGGUCGAGAAGCGCGACAAGCAGAUCGAGGAGCUGUCCACCGCAAAGCGCGACCGCGUGGGAAUGGAGAGCAGGGUGGCCGAGCUGGAGGACGUUCUGAGGGCGCAGCCGAAGGUGGGCUCCCGCACGGAGGCCGAGCGCAGACUCAUCGAGCAGGAGCUGCGCGCGCGGGGCCAAGAGGGCCAGGAGCGCGAGCUGCAGGCCGCCCUGCAGCGGGCGCGGCAGGAGAAGGACGCGCUGCGCCGGGAGCUGGAGGCCCUGCGCGGCAGCCUCGAGGACGGGGCCUCCAGCUCAGGCGCUCUGCAGAGCGAGAACGCUCGCCUGGCCUUCGAGCUCAGCGAGGCGAGGCGGCAGCUCGAGAGGCGCGGCGAGGAGCUGCGCCGCCUCCAGGAUGGGGGCCCCGCCCACGCGAUGCCGGACCCUGCGGCCGCGGCCACGCUCCCUGCGAUGCAGCGGCGCCUGCAGCGCCUCGAGCAGGUCGACAAGGCCCUGGGCCGCGACGUAGUCCUGCACCUGCAGGAGCGCGAGGGCAAGAUCGACACCCUCAGCUCCCAGCUGGACCUGCUGCGGUCCGCCAACGCGGACCUGCAGGCGAGGCUGAGCGCGGCCGAGGAGGGGCGGGCUCCCGCGGUGACGGCCGGCGGCGGCGGCCCCGAGGCUCUGGCGGCGCCCGCGGCGCAGCCUGUGCUGCAGGCGGCGCCACAGGCGAUGCAGGCCGCGGGGGCGCCGCAGCCGCAGCAGGUCUUAGCGCAGGCUGUGCGGCAGCAGGUACGGCAGGCUCCAGGCGGGUCGCCGCUGGGGCAGGACGCCGAGCGUACCGUGGCGACUACCGGGUCGUUGCAGCCGCCCUUCCCGCCGCCCACGCGGAUGCCCGUGGUCCAGGACUCGCAGCUCACCUUCGAGGACUUGCGGAACAUGUCGACCGAGGACAUCCGCAACGAGCUCAUCUCGCGCAGGCACGAGUGCAACACCCUCGAGGAGCAGCUGGAGGAGAAGCGGCAGUUGGUGCUGAAACUGAUCGAGGAGGCGAACCUCUGCAAUGCCGAGGUCGCCUCUCUCCAGCAGACCGUGCAGCACGCGCAGAAGAAGGCCAACAAGCAGGACCGCGAGUACCACGCCCUGCUUGAAGAUAGGGACAGCUGGGAGGCUGCGGCGAAACAGUUUCAGAAGACGCUCAAGGAGAAGGAGGAGAAGGUGACGAAGUUGUUCCAGGAGCACCAGCAGGAUACCAGCGGCAAUGCUGCCAUGGACCAAGUCGACCAGCAGGGCUGGAAGCUGAAGGUCAUCGCGCCCCGCCAGCAUGAGAUACGGCAUUCGGUGUUCUUGGUAUUGCAGCGCCGGCAAAGCGACACCCUUGACAAGGUCACCCUGGGCCAGGGCCUGGCGCACCACUUCGCCAUCUCUGCGGGCCGCAUCGACAUAGUAGAGGACGCGGCGCGCGGGGCCGAGGGCGCCGCAGACGGCGACCUCUCGAGGGCGACGAGCUCCUCCGGCGGGCACAGCGACCUCAACAGCCAGGGCGCUCCGCACAGCCGCAACGCUCGGAUGUCGGGUUUCCUGGACAGCCAGGAGGCCUCCCAGUCCCAGACCUUCAGGCGUGACCUCGUGCUCGUCAACAUCGCAGACGUAGAGACGAACGACGCUGGGGAGGUAUCCCGGAGCACCAUCUCCGCCCUGGACGUGCUGAACCAGGUCCGCAACGACAUGCUGCGGGGGCACCGGGUGGGCCCGAUCGAUGGCAUCAUAGUGGACGCCGUAUUCAUCAAUCACGGGGACAUGGUGCUGCCGUUCGAGUGGCCCUCGGCGCAGUCGACGCUCCUCAUGCGGGAGGGGCGCGUACUCGCGGGGAAGCACAGCGUGAUCACGGUCCACGAGGUGCGGGACCCGUACAUCCUGCGCCUAGUGGCGUUCGAUUCCGAGAUCGGGCGCGAGUUCAUCCUCUACCUGAACAGCCGGGACGUGAUGCUGCUUCUGGAUACGCGCGACAGCGAGGCGGUGGCAAGCGUAUCGGAGGAAGAGCUGGAGCUGUCGACGCACGGCGCCCGCGCACCGGCGGGCGAGGAUUUCCAGCACCUGCUGGGGCCCUGUGUGCAGCAGUUCCGCCAGUGCUCCACGGUCUCCAGCGGCGACCUCCUGGACGGGAUCGUUAGCUCCCUGUCCUUCAGCGUCUUCAAUGGCCAGCAGAUUCUCGUGGCCAGCGAGAUGCGGAUCCCGCUGGCCCUGCAGCCCCAGCGCGCGGAGUCGACCCAGCUGGCGCUGCUCGACCCCGGGGCGCCGCCCCCCCAGCUGCGGGCGCACCAGUCGGCCGCCCUGGCGGAGGCCGGCGUCACGCGCGGCCUGAGGCCCCAGCAGCGCCAGGCCCGGCGGCUCUACGAGGACGUGGUGGGGUUCGAAGGCCGCCUGUGCAUCUUCAGCCUGAUUCACACGACCACGGAGGACCUCUCGGAGGACGUGCUCCGGGCCUCGCUCUACUACCCGAAGACCACCGCUACGAUCCAGGCGACUCUUGCGGACCCCAUGCUGUCCGACCGCCUGCGCAUCGUGAGCGAGGCUGGCGAGCUCGACGUCUCCGACGCGUUCCACGCUGUGGUCGUCGUGGAGGAGGUCGUAUACCCUCCCGCUUUCAUCGUGCGGCUCACGUCGGUCAGCCUCGAGGACGAGCACUCCGUCUCGCCCCAGGAGGCGAGCAAGCCGCACACGCACAUCAUCAGGGUCUCGAAGGACGGCGCCAACGCGGUCUGCGUGCCCGACAUGUCCUUCGCGGUCGGGCCGUCGACGAUGCGCAGCAAGCUGCUGUGGUGCAUCGGGCUCACCACGCCCGUGCAGGGGCCGAGGGAGACCCUGGUCAAGCUCCCGGGCAUGGACACCGUCACCGCAGGUGCCAGCAAGAAUGUCGUCGUCCGCCGCACCAUCACCGGGCACCCCAACGAGCACUUUGGCCUCACGGUGCAUCUGCUCGGGGCGGGCGGCAGGGCCGAGUCCGAGCGUGCCGCACAGUCCAUGCCCGCGCCGAUGAAGGCGCAGCUCCGCGCCAAGUACGGCAAGGGCCGACUGCUCGCCCGCCACGGCCGCAUGCUUGCGCUGCGGGGCUCGAAGAGCGAGGAGUCCAUCCGUGCGGUGGUCUCCGUGUACGAGCGGUCCCAGCCGUACCACCACUUCGUAAUGUCGGCGUACGAGCCGCAGACUUCGCGCGAGUGGGAGGUCCUGGCGGACAGCAUCGACAUCUUCAGGCUCUUCAGCGACCGCGAGGAGAAGCGGGCGCAGGACCUCGCCAACCCGGUGACCCGCGAGCGGCUGGCCCAGACGCUCGUGCGGUCCCUGGAGCUUUGCGAGCGCGAGAGCGAGCUGGUGCUCGUCGUCUCCCCCGCGGCCGUCCGGGAGCACAAGGAGAAGGAGAAGGUCGAGCACAAGCAGCAGGCGCUCAUGGAUCGCGAGAAGAACCCGGAGGUCUCGGGCAGGGAAUCCAGGGAGGAUUACGCGUCGCCGCUGCCACUGGCUGCAGGCAGGGCCAGCCCGCUCCAGGCCUUCGACGCGAGGCCGGCCAUCACCAGCACGAUCGCGCGCGCCGUCGGCGGCUUCACUGGCGACUACGACAGGGGCGAGGACGUCAUGGUCGAAGAGAGCAGCCGCGACCGCCUGUUCACGGCGGUGCGGCGCCUCGCGCUGCGUGACAACGGCGCCGCCGAGCCGUUCAAGAUUCAGAUCUACGACAACCCGAAGGCGGCCACGUUGCACAGUUACGUGGUGGUCGCGUCCCCUGCGCACGACCAGCCCCUGGCAGCCUCCGGCCUGCCCAUCGCGCUGACCGCGGAGCAAUUGGCCCCGCCCCCGGACCGGAAGGCGCGCAAGGCGUACACGCUCAAGGUGGACGACCGAACGCUGGAGUCCUUCCUGUGGGACACCACAAUUAUGGAACCCUCCCGCCAGGAGGAGCUGCUCACCUUCAUCUCGGAGUCGCUGCACCUCGACGAGGACGCCACGGGGCAGAUGCGGCUGUGCAUGCGCAAGAAGAAGUUGAGGGCCCACCAGGUGAAAGAGGCGAAGGCCCGUGCUGGGGAGACAGGCGCGCUGGCACCGGCAUCAGAUGUGCCAGGCGCUCCAGACGGCUUCGCUUCAAAGUCCCUGGGCGAGGUGGGCGGCACCUUCCCGCUGAACCGUCUCAGGCUGAACCGCGCGCCAGAGGGCAACAAGUCGACGGACCCAUCGGGGCCCAGCCUGCAGGGCAGCGACGACAGCGAGGUGUCGAGAAUCUUUGUCCGGGGCUGGGCGAAGAUAUACUGUGUGGCGCAGCGCCUCGGCAGCAGCACGGUCAUCAUCACAGUGAGCAAGCGGGGGCACACGUACAAGUUGGGCGUAUACGAGCCAGAGAGUAGUGCCUUGUACGAGAUGUGCCUGGUGACCAACAACUCGUCGAAUCCUCUGAACGUGCUGAUAGAGCGGUGUGAGCUCUCGACGAGACUAGACUUGAUGCUCCUCAUGCAGGAGCAGGCGUUCCCACAUCAGGUGGUAGUAAACCUGGUUCAUAUAGGCACCUCCCAGGAAUUCCAUCUCAAGAUUGGUGAUGAGCAGGUUUACACGAUGAUUGAAAAUUCACGCAGGGAGGCGUUCCUCCAUUUCUUCGAUCAGAUCAUCACGUGGGGUUGCAUCGGCUUCCACGCAGCGUCGCCGCUUGAAGAACAAGCGAACGCUGUGUCAUUCGAAGAGACAUUUGCUGGCAACCAGAUGUUCGAAAAGGCGGAGCUCGACGACUUGCUGAACCAGGAGGGCACUAUCGGUGGGCCUGGUGGAGAGAGGCGGCAUCAGUCGGCCUUGCCGCCCGCCAGGGACAAGAAGCUGCGAGUGCCCGUGAUACGUACGCACUUGGAUUUUCUUGGCAAGAAAGACCUCACCACCGGCAUCACCAUGCAUCUGCUUUACCACGCCGAGCGAAAAUUCAGCAAAGACAACCAAACUCUGUUGGUGCGGGUCCACAAGAGGGUCACCACGAAUGACGUGGCUCUCACUCUGCGGGUGCGCUCGGAGGAGGCCUUGGCUCUGCCAGAAUUGCCAAGUCACGUCAGGAGCGCCAUCUGUCCGACCCCCAGUACUGCCAACGGACGGCCGUUCGAGACGCCAGCGUUGGGAUCUGGCGAAGCUUCGGACAGUAGUAGUGAGGUGACCAUCUGGCUCCAAGACAAGUGUUCGCGGGCUCCCUGCGGAGCCUUCGGCGAGAUCUGCGAAGUGCCUGGCUUCAGCAAGCAGGUCAUCAUCCUCGCCACCGACGAGGACACCCCCCGUGUCAUGCGAAUUGCUAUCGCUCUCGCGCAGCCGCCUUUCACCGUGCUGUUCCAGGUGGUGCUGCUGGAGAGCUCCGAGCCCUCCGCGAAGGUUGAGCCAGCGACGACGCUGAAGCACAAUGCUGGGCGGAAGGUUCUGCACUCCAUGUUCCAGCACUACAUGGGGGUGAAGCAGGGCCAGCAGCAGGCGGUGGUGAGCCACCUGACUGGGGCGGCCUCCUCCGCGCGCAGCGCAGACCUUCGCCAGAAGCUCGACGACAUCAGCCCGCCCGAGGGGCCGAUCAAGGCCAUGGGCGUGGAGCAGGGCAGCGGAGCCGGCGGGCCGCAGAGGACGUCGGGCCGCUCGCAGGACGAGCCGGUGGACGUGGGGGUGGUGCACAUGGCCACGCGCCGCAAGCUGGGCCGCAUGAUGGUCUUCACGGUGUACCGAAACAUGUACCUGCGCGUGGUCAUGCACGACCCGACGACCAGCCGUGACUUCCACCUCAGCCUGCUGCACUACACGACACAGCGCUUGCUGAACACCCUGCGCAUCAACCGCGACAUGCUCGAGGACCAGAAGAACUUCGACAGCGAGGCUGACAAGGUGGAGCGCCAGCAGCUUCGCUGUGAGCUCGGAAAGCUGAUCGUGGACCACCUGUACUUGGUCAGGGUCAACGGUGGUGAAGGAGCGGCGCAGGAGGAGGUGAUAGAUGAUCUGGAUCCGGGUGACGACGACGACGACGAGAUUGAGUACGAGCUGCGCAUGCGGGACAUGAUGGACUCCAGUCUGUCCGCCGACCUCACGGUGAAGCAGAAGCUCCUGAACGUGACCAGGGAGCAGCGGUCUCCUUCGGGGCAGGCUGUCGCCAGAUUGGACGACGCGCCGGAGGUGUCGGGCCCCAGGACGAUCCUGGACAUGAAGGAAUCCAGCUUGAUCUACAAGGCCGAGAAGAUCAUUGGCGGACGCCGGGUGCUGAUCGCCUUCUACAACGAGACCAGGCAGGAGGACGUUCUGAACUACUCGCACAAUUUUAGGAUCGUCGUGGCGUCCGUGCAGUCCCUGGAGAUCCUUGCCUUCCAGGACUUCCACGAAGAUACCCUGGAGUUCGUCUGCUCACGGCGCGGGAAGAGCCACCUGAUGUCGGCUGCCCGAGAGCAAGAAUUGGUGCUCGAGUUGUGGGAGUGCCUGGCGUUGCAGCACGUGGGACAGAAGAUCACCGGCAUCACCUUCGCCGGCAUGGACUGA